Molecule: messenger RNA, 3852 nt
Organism: Octodon degus (degu)
Lineage: Eukaryota; Metazoa; Chordata; Mammalia; Rodentia; Octodontidae
Gene: Tbkbp1
Product: TBK1 binding protein 1
Exons: 10
Coding region: 915-2636 (573 amino acids)
Biological process (GO): canonical NF-kappaB signal transduction
Cellular component (GO): cytoplasm
Source: RefSeq, a predicted model, not a curated record
CCGGGCACACACCCUCCGCGCGCGCACACCUCGGACAUUCCCAUAGUGCCUCACGUGACACGCGGCCCGAGCGUGCCCACCGCUCCAUACGCUCACGCACGCGUGCUCACACGCGCGCACACACUCAGCCCCGGCCGCUUCCCAACUCGGCCGACCCCCGCCUGCACCCCGCAGAGGCGCCCAUUGACGGUGACACACCUACACUCAUUCACAGACACACUCCCCCCGCGCCAGCCUCACACAUUCAUAAACAGGCCCCACAAGUACACACGCACCCCCUCGCUGCCUACUCUUCCUUUCGGGAGCCCUGAGUCAUCCCUGCCCCCUCCCAGGGCUCCUAGUGUGCCGCCCGCCACACGGGGACAGGCUGGGGAGCAGGUUGACACCGGGCCAAGGACUUCCUGUAGGUCCCAGGUCAGGGGCCUCGCCUGGACGGUGGCCACAGCCCCUGUGCGGGGGCGGCGCUUCCCUUUCCUGAACUCGGGAUCCUGCGAGAGGAAGCCACGCUGGGCAGGGGCCUUCCUCGGGGAGGAGCUGGGGUGCCAGAGGUCUGGGAUGGGGCGCCUGGUGGCCCGGUACUGAUGGGGGGGACCAAGGAAGGAGCAGAAGGCUGUCCUGUGGGUCCACAGGUCUCCCUUCCUGCUGCUGGCUGGGCCUCCUCGUCCUGGUUUGUCAACUGUCCCUAACCUCCUGGCGCCACUUAAUGCCUGCCCCUUCCGCCCCACAGAAUGGGCGUAGUGGUCUGAGAGGGGCUAGGGGAGCCCCCCACUGCACUGCGGGCCAGAGGCUUCCAGGCUUUGUCUCGGGGUGCUCCUGCUGGCGGCCAGCAUGAGGGGCCUGGAAACAAGGCUGGGGUGUUCCUCUCCACGUUGUCCCUGCUCUCCAGGAGGCUCAGGGGGGCUGAGGACCUUACCAUGGAGUCCAUGUUUGAGGAUGACAUCAGCAUCCUGACCCAGGAGGCCUUGGGGCCAAGUGAGGUGUGGCUGGAUGGCCCCGGAGAUCCCUCGCUGGGGGAGGACAUGUGCUCGGCUUCCCACUUUGCCCUCAUCACAGCCUAUGGGGACAUCAAGGAGCGACUCGGGGGCCUGGAGAGGGAGAACGCCACCCUCCGCCGCCGGCUCAAAGUCUAUGAGAUCAAGUACCCGCUGAUCAGUGACUUCGGGGAGGAGCAUGGUUUCUCUCUGUAUGAAAUCAAGGACGGCUCCCUGCUGGAGGUGGAGAAGGUCAGCCUGCAGCAGAGACUCAACCAGUUCCAGCACGAGUUGCAGAAGAACAAGGAGCAGGAAGAACAGCUGGGGGAGAUGAUCCAGGCUUACGAGAAACUCUGCGUAGAAAAAAGCGACCUGGAGACGGAGCUGGGGGAGAUGCGGGCCCUGGUGGAGACGCACCUGCGGCAGAUCUGCGGCUUGGAGCAGCAGCUUCGACAACAGCAAGGCCUCCGGGAUGCAGCCUUCUCCAGCCUGAGCCCCCCACUGGCCCCCACCCCACCCUGCACCGAGCUGGACCUGCACUACCUGGCUCUGAGAGGAGGCUCCGCUGUGGGUCAUGCGGCCUGGCCGGGUCCGGUGCCAAGUGUGAGCGAGCUGGAGCGCCGGCGGCUGGAGGAGGCGCUGGAGGCUGCCCAGGGUGAGGCGCGGGGGGCUCAUCUCCGAGAGGAGCAGCUGCAGGCCGAGUGUGAGCGGCUGCAGGGGGAGCUGAAGCAGCUGCAGGAGACGCGCGCACAGGACUUGGCCUCCAACCAGUCAGAGCGGGACAUGGCCUGGGUGAAGAGAGUUGGCGAUGAUCAGGUGAAUUUGGCCCUGGCCUACACGGAGCUGACGGAGGAGCUGGGCCGCUUGCGCGAGCUGAGUUCUUUGCAGGGGAGGAUCCUGAGAACCUUGCUACAGGAGCAGGCCCGGAGCUGCGGCCAGAGGCACUCGCCGCUGUCGCAGCGCCACUCUCCGUGCCCAUCGCCCUCCCCGCCGGCCCGUGCGCCGCCACCCUGCCCUCCGUGCCCAUCGCCUGUGCCACAGCGCCGCUCGCCUGCACCCCCGUGCCCAUCCCCGCAGCAGCGCCGCUCGCCUGCACCCCCGUGCCCCACGCCCGCCGACCGCCCGCCAGCCUCCGAGCGCGCCUACGCGCGGCCGCCUGCGCAGCUCGCCAAGGCCGGUUUCCAGGGCCGCCGCAGCUACUCGGAGCUGGCCGAUGGCGCGGCGCUGGCAGGCGCAGUCCCCAACUGGCUGCAGGCCGAGGCGGCCACGCUGCCCAAGCCACGCGCCUACGGCGGCGGCGCCGAGCUCUACGGGCCAGGCCGGCCGCUUAGCCCGCGCCGCGCCUUCGAGGGCCUGCGGCUGCGCUUCGAGAAGCAGCCGUCAGAGGAGGACGAAUGGGCAGUGCCUGCCAGCCCGCCGAGCCCCGAGGCUGGCGCCAUCCGCUGUGCCUCCUUCUGCGCAGGCUUCCCGAUCCCGGAGUCUACUGCUGCUGCCUGCGCCCCCGCCGAGCACGCACAGUCCUGGCCGUCCAUCAACCUGCUGAUGGAGACAGUGGGCUCCGACAUCCGCAGCUGCCCCCUCUGCCAGCUGGGUUUCCCUGUGGGGUACCCAGAUGAUGCUCUCAUCAAACAUAUUGACUCUCACCUGGAGAACAGCAAGAUCUAGGCGCCUCCCCCUGCUGGCCGUCUGCGUCUUCUCCCGUCAUCCCACUCUGAAUGCUGCAUGAAUCUCGUGGGGGGCUCCUGCCCCUCACAACCCCCAGAUACCUCCACAAGCUACCGAGUCAACAUGUGUGCCAUCUUCCCUGGUUCAGGCACUCAGCUCUGGCUCUUCCUUGGGGAGCUCUCACAGCUUCCUAUCCCUGCUGGGGAAGUGGGGAGCUGGGAUAGCACAGGCAGGGUGACACCCCAGCCUCCCCCUUUGUUCUCAAACAGGGUUGGAUCCGAGGGGUAGCUAGGGCUCCAGGAGAGGAGGGCCUGGAUGAUUCCAUGUGUGCCCUGAGCCCCUCCACAAACACCCACCUUCCCCGGCUGGCGUGAGCUCCGUCGGGGGAGCACCUCCCGCAGGGUCCCCAAGGCUGCCCCAACAGAUGCCAGUUCCUCUGUAUUGUGGCCCACCCCACAAUACGGGGGGGGGAGCUCCUGGUGCAGGGGAAGAGGUGGCAGUGUCCUGCAGGCCAGCCCUGUUCUUCCCCUCUGCCCACCCUGGGGAGCAGGGAGGGUGGGAGAGGAAAGGUGCAGAGGACCCUGUUCAAAGGGCCACUAGGGAACCAUGCCCGCCUCCCGGCCCACCAGGUGCAGCCGGUCGAGGCAGGUGCCCCUCCACCCUUCCCCACCGGAGUCCCCUGGGACUCGGCUUCUGUGUGCUGGGUGGGUGUCAUCAGCCCCUGCCACCUGGGCCAGGACCCCAAAACCGGCCCAGGAUGCUGUGGAGGUCAACUUCAAAAGAGCUAACCCCCUUCCUGCGCCCCAUGGACCCACAUUCCCUCUGUGAAAUCUACCUCAGAGUCUACCCUCAGAAGGGUGGGAGCAGAAGGCCCGGGGCCCAGGUCCAAGGUGGGGAGCCUCCUGCCAGGGAGCCUGAUGUCCACACCAAAUGCACCCCUCCACUGCGAGCCUCCCCAGACUUCAGCUGGGGCGGGCGGGCGGCAGUGGCCGUCACCGCCUGCGCAUGCUCCGUUCUGAUCCAAAUCUUCCAGGCGUUCCUGCCCCACGCCCCUCCCCUCUCAGCGCUGAGAGUGAAGGGGUGUGGCAGGUGGGGAAGGGACCCCCGACUCCAGAGACACGGGCGCGUACCCUGAGUGUUCCCCCAGGAGGGGACAUGGGGAAGGGGGCCUGGGAAGGGGUGGGGCCCGAGCUCUGAACAAGUCGGAAGUCCGAAU